AUGAAUUCUAUAGGACAGACUACACAACUACCUAAUUAUUCUUGUACUGAAAAUGAUGUUUCUAUUCAGUUUACAUUAUCUUCAUCAUCUCAUUCAGCAUGGAAUCCAACAUCAAGUUGUUCUUUACAACAAUGUAAUACAAGUUUGAAUGGUAACGAUGAUUGUCGUUCAUCAUCAACACCUUGUUUUGAUUAUCGAACAAUAAAUAAUAUUAGUUAUUGUGCACCUGGUAUUUUAUGUUCAAUAUUAGAAAGAUGUGAUAAUAUUACACAAACAUGUUUAUCAAAUAAUUCAGUGUGUGUUAUUAAUUCAUGUUGUUCACCGCAAGCAGUAUGUUUACCAUUCUUAGCAACACAAAUAUGUGAAAGAGGAUGGUUUUCUACUGGUAAUAUGGCUAAUGCACGAUAUGCUCACACAGCAUCUGUAUUAUCAAAUGGACUAGUAUUAGUUACUGGUGGUACACUCGAUAGUAUUUAUGUUUAUUUAAAUAGUGCUGAACUAUAUAAUCUAUCAACAGGUACUUGGACAAUUACUAGUAGCUUGUAUAAUGAACGAGCUGCUCAUACAGCAUCUGUAUUAUCAAAUGGAAAAAUAUUAGUUACUGGCGGAGCGAGUUUUAAUACUUAUUUAAAUAGUGCUGAGCUGUAUGAUCCAUUAACAAGUGCUUGGACAACUACAGGUGGCAUGACUAAUGCACGAGCUAAUCACGCAGCAUCUUUGUUAUUAAAUGGAAAAGUAUUAGUUACUGGUGGAUAUAAUGGUUAUUUAAAUAGUGCUGAACUGUAUGAUCCAUCAACAGGUACUUGGACAACCACUGGUAACAUGACUAAUGCACGAUAUAAUCACAAAGCUUCUGUAUUAUCAAAUGGAAAAAUAUUAGUUACCGGCGGAGAGAAUUCUAAUGGUUAUUUAAAUAGUGCUGAGCUGUAUGAUCCAUCAACAGGUACUUGGACAACUACUACUAAUAUGACUAAUGCACGAGAAGGUCAUACAGCAUCUGUAUUAUCAAAUGGAAAAGUAUUAGUUACUGGUGGAUUCGGCAGUAGUAUUUUAAAUAGUGCUGAACUGUAUGAUCCAUCAACAGGUAUUUGGACAACUACUACUAAUAUGACUAUUGGACGAUUUGGUCACACAGCAUCUAUAUUAUCGAAUGGAAAAGUAUUAGUCACUGGUGGAUUAGACAAUGGUUAUUUAAAUAGUGCUGAGCUGUAUGAUCCAUCAACAGAUAUUUGGACAACUACUAGUAAUAUGACUAUUGGACGAAGUGCUCACACAGCAUCUAUAUUAUCAAAUGGAAAAGUAUUAGUUACUGGUGGAGGUGGUAAUAAUGGUACUUUAAAUAGUGCAGAAUUAUAUUAA
This is a messenger RNA of Adineta steineri, 1359 nucleotides long. NCBI's taxonomy places the organism in Eukaryota, Metazoa, Rotifera, Eurotatoria, Adinetida, Adinetidae. The record is from the annotation of a GenBank genome assembly.